UACUCCGCGGAAGGCCUUAUGGGAGAUGAUGGUCUGAAAAGCAGCAUCACACACGCUCAGUCUCGCGUGCGAACACGUAGGUGCACCACCUGAAUCACCUGUGGCUGCUCCUUACACACACACACCACAACAUGAUUAUCAGGGUGUCUGCUGUGACAGCCCUGCUGUUCUUCGCAGCCGUUUCCUGCGACACUGAAGCCAACAACAGGCAACAAAGGAUUAUUCGCAAGCCGCCGCCGGAUUCCACACGCUUUGGUCCCGGACCGCCGCAGGUCGGGCCGAGCUUCAGACCACCGUCGAAUUUCAGGCAGCCCAAUCCCACUGCCGCCGCCUCUGCCAAAAAGCCCGUCUUCGCUAACCGGCCCAAAGGCCCGGCCAUUGGUCCCAAGGUCGAAUACGGCUUUACGCCGAUCAGCAGCCCGGUCGGCGCCGAGAGCGCCCAAGCCCCUCAGCAGGUCGAAAACAAUAAUAAGAAACCUCUGAUUAUCAACGUCCAGUCUGCGCCUCCUAGCCAGAACGGCCCCGCCUCGUUCUCAUUCCAAAACUCGAACCAGCAGGUGGUCGAGGGCACCUUCAAGGAGAAGCCCUCUUUUGCUCCUCCGAAACAGACCUUUUCUGCCCAACCCCAACAGUCUUCGGAUACCCAACUUGGAUUCGGCGGCGCCUUCAGUUUCAACCAGCCCGUGGGAGCGAAAAUCAAUUUCGAGCCCGAACAGCCAGCAUUUAGCAAAAACCCUUUCCAGCAGUCCUUUGAGGGAUCCGUGAUCACAGCCGGACCACCGAAACCUGCAGCACAAAAUAACUUCCCAGCGCAGCCAGAUCAGCCGCCUAGCUUCCCCAGCUUCAACAAGGAUCCGUCGUCUGGAUUCCCCAGUUUUAACAAAGAACCCUCGAACGGAUUCUCCAACUCCCGCCCCAGGGAACAAGCUUCGUUCUCUAAGCAGCCUCCUCCGCAGGGAUCUUUCGUAAAAGCUCCCCCUAAACCUGGAAAAGAGCAUUUCGCCAACUUCCCUCCUCAGCAUCAAAAGCCCUCAAACGAAAGGUUUGUCGGCGAAGGCGGUCCUUUCAGGGCGCCUUCGUUCGAGUCUAAGAAGGUGAUCCACGCUCCUCCUCCACCAAUCUUCCGUGGACCUCCCCCUCCUGCCCCCAGCAAAAAUAAGUUGGUGCACCAGAAGCCUAAUCCCAGCUUCGAGAUUCAAAAGGCGUCAGUAAUCGGUCCUUUCAGUGGACCCCCUGUCAGGACUUUGAAGCCCGUCUCAAAACCCCCUCCACCGCCUCAAAAGCAAGGACCAUCCCAGCCUCCGAAAGUAGCUCCCACGAACACCCAGGAAAAUCCAGAGUUCAGUAAUUUCCCUCCUCCCGGGUUUGGCUCUGGACAGCCGAUCCACCAGGAAGUGAAAACUCAGGUCGCGCCUGUGCAGCAUUUGCCCGCUGAGUCGCCCAACUUCGCUCAGGAAUCGAACCCUCAGAUAUUCAAUCAGAAUUAUCAAACGGUUCAGGUUCAACAGGCCAGACCCCAACCACCUCAAGUGCCGCAAAUUCCGUCGCACAUCCAACUGCAACUUCCUGCCAAUAAUGGACCAGCUGGGCAAGGCCAGCAGCAUCACUUCCAGUUCCAAAACACACAGCCCCAGUUCCAAAAUACUCAGCCUCAGUUCCAAAACACACAGCCACAGUUCCAGAAUACUCACAAUCAGCCGCAGUUCCAGCUGCCUGCAAACUUCCACAAUGCUCAGCCCCAACUUCAGCUGCCCGCCGGUUUCCAGAACAAUCAGCCUCAGCUGCAACUACCAGCUGGUUUCCAAAACGUUCAGCUUCCUGCUAGCUUCGGCGCUCAACAGGACAAUAAAUUCGCCAACCCCUUCUUGAACGCCUUCCCGUCUUCUCACGGCGGUGCGGGCAUUCCUCAGUUCAGCUCCCUCCCUCAAAGGUUGAACCCCGCCACUCUUGGAGGAUUUUCCGCGCCCGGAGUCGCGUCUCAACUCGGUCUGCCGUCGGCCUACUCGCAAUUCAACCCCGGCCUGGCUCAGCUCUACAAGGGCAUUCUCCCUGUCCAGCAGUUCCCAGCAGGCACAGCUGCAGGCUCUAACUACCCCUUCCCCUCCGCUGGAGUCAACCCCUUCCUUAAUCCUCUGAGAUCGUCGGUGCCCACCGCUUUGUCGACCCAUUCAUCCGGCGGCGUUCCGCAGUUCCAACCCUUGCCAAACAGUCUCAAUUUCCCAGACCAAGAUGAAGAUGAACAAGACCUUGCCGCCAGCCACAAGCACAAAAAGGUGGUCGCAGCUCCUUUGGACAGCGGAAAUAAUACGAAAUCGAAGAAAACCACGUUGAAGGACAUCCUUGCUGAGGACUGUAAAGGAGCUGAAGAUUUCGGUUACUGUGCAUCUCCUCCUCGUUACCCCACCCAGCAGAUCAAAACCGUGCUGAAGCAGUGCGCUGAAGAGCUGGCCGGAAUUCUCGAGCAGGCUGAGGAGCAUCACGUGGCAAAGAGAGAAACGACGGCCCCUGAGCAGUUCACGUGGACCACGGAGGCUUGCAGCUCGACCAUGGCCACCGUCGAGCCAGGCUACGCUCGUGACUCCAAGGGUAAAUGGCUGGUGGUGGUGCAGCAAGCGUCCAAGGGGGUGCACCAGAGGGUCGACGUGGACGUGUGCGGCAGCGAGGGCGGCGACUGCGGCUGCAAGCAAUACUUCGAGACCAAGAACUUGGUCGCCUGGGACCCUGACCACCCCAACGAUUGUCCAACGGUGCGCACCUUCAAAUUCCCCAGCAAGUGCGAUUGCCCUCCUCAACAGUGAUUUAGAUUUUUCGCUCUUGAUCGACAAACAAAUAAUGAAACAAUAAAACACCUAGACUGCCGAAAUUUUAUAAAAAGAUAUUAUAUCUAAAUGCUACAUAAGGAUGCUUGAGAGAGUGUGUGAUUAACUAGAGCAUAUGAAAUAUUGUGCCCAAAUUUUAAUUUAUUUAUUAUCGUAUUGUAUUUUUGCAAUAAAAUAUUGAAACCUUAUAA
Molecule: messenger RNA, 3010 nt
Organism: Cloeon dipterum
Lineage: Eukaryota; Metazoa; Arthropoda; Insecta; Ephemeroptera; Baetidae
Exons: 4
Coding region: 132-2798 (888 amino acids)
Biological process (GO): innate immune response; central nervous system formation
Cellular component (GO): extracellular region
Molecular function (GO): growth factor activity; Toll binding
Source: RefSeq, a predicted model, not a curated record